GAAAACUUUGACUGGGUGGUUUCACAGGGAGCAGAGGCAUUUGAGUCAGGGCACACAUGCCUCAGCUGUGAGAGGCCCCACUCCCCUUGGCUGGCUGGCAUCCCGGAGCAGAGCAGAGGCAGAGAGAAAGACAGAGAAGACUGAGACUGAGGGUGAAGAGAAAGUUUAAGCAUAAAGUAGGCUAGGAAGUGGCAAACAAGUGGUUGAGAAAGUUGUCUGAAAGAAAAGGGAAAGGAAUAGGGACUGAGCUCUGUGCACCGUGGCUCCUGCAGGUUGUUUUUCAGUAGUGUAUUUUUAUCUGUAGCGAGUGUGCAGGCGGUUUGUAUUUGGAGUUGACAGCCAUGGCGGAUACAGGUGUCAAGAAGGAGCACGCAGGCUUAGUAGAAGUGCCUUAUGAUGAUGACGAGGUGGCUCUGGUGGGUGCCGCCGCUGAGCCGGCAGUAGAUGAUGAUGAUAACUCCGCUGAUGAGGUGGACCCGGUGCUGGCCAUGGGACCCGGGGGCAAGAGUGAGGCGCAGAUGAACGGGGUAAUGGUGCUGUCUCUUCUAGACAAGAUUAUCGGGGUGGUAGACCAGAUCCAGCAGACCCAGAAUGGGCUGGAGGCCCGGCAGGAGGCCAUGGAGAAGUCAGUGUCAACCAUCCAGGGGGAGCUGGCUAAGUUGUGCAAGAACCACGUCGGCACCGCCACCACUGUCAACAAAAUGCUGGAUAAGGUACGCAAGGUCAGCGUCAACGUGAAGACGGUGCGCAGCAACCUGGAGAAGCAGGCGGGCCAGAUCAAGAAGCUGGAGAGCAACGAGAACGAGCUGCUCAAGAGACGCAACUUCAAAGUCCUCAUCUUCCAGGACCAAGUGAAGCCACCGAAGACAUCCAAAUCCAAGACAGGAGAGACGGUAGUUGAAGGCGUAGCCGUGGAGGGCCUUGAGCAGAUCCCUGAGGGACAAGAGGGACUCUCAGACAAUCUCAACUCAGACGAGGAGGUGGAGAUCGAGGAGAUCAUCGAGGAGUCUCGCACCAAGCGCAUCCAACGCACCACCAAGCAGCAAGUGGACAAUAUAAAGAAAGCCUUCUCCAAAGAGAACAUGGAGAAGAGCAAAAUAAAGACAAAGGAGAACUUGGAGAAGACCAGACAGAGAACCCGCGAGAACCUGGAGAAGACGAGACAGAAAACCCGCGACAACCUGGAGAAAACCAAGCACAGCCUGGAGAAGAAGAUGGGCAAGCUUGGGACCCGCAUGACCCCCAACACGGAGCGCCGGGCGAAGAUGAAGAGCUCCAAAGAGAAGGCGAAAAAGUCCCUCAAUCCCGACCACACGAUCUACGCUCGCUCCAAGACCAGCGUGUACCGCGUGCCCCCCUUCACCUUCCACGUGAAGAAGAUCCGAGAAGGGGAGGAGGAGGUGGUGCAGAACACGGAGAUGGAGGAGGAGGCCGAGGCCGAGGGCCACCCGGAGGGAGAGGAGAACGGGCUGGGCGUGCACGUGGAGGUGGAAGAAGGGGAGCUGGUGAGGGUAGACAGCCCAGAGAUGGAGGCUCUGUUGGAGGUGACUGAGGACUCUCAGCUGGUCAUGGUGGAGUCAGACCACCUAAAGAAGGCCCAAAGCGAAUAGAGCGUCCCAGCUCUGCAGGGCUCUGGAGGAAGAGGAUGAAGAGGGGGAACGGAGUCUAAUCAUAAGGACACAAUAUUAGUCGUCGGGACUUUCUAGACGUGAUCACAAUCUAUGACAUCUCAUUUGUUCUCUUUUUACGGCACCCAACAGGGAUGACUUUCAUAUUUGCUCCUCUUUAGCAUACAAGUAGAGUAAAACAAAAUUUAGCUUUUGAAACAUGCUGCAGGCUGACUGAUUACAAUUAGGCUAUUUGCUGUUGGUUUGACAAAUUGAGUGGCUAUAAGAAUAAAAAAGGUAUAAAUAGUCUUUGCUAUUGAGGAUGUAAUGUUUAAUCUAAUAUUCGCCAUGUAUGAUAUGCACAUUAGUAGGUAUAUUAACAGAAAGUUGUUGGCAGGAUUUAUGCUUUAAUCGAUUUAGUGAUGUAAUGUG
This is a messenger RNA of Sebastes umbrosus (honeycomb rockfish), 2039 nucleotides long. RefSeq names its product caveolae associated protein 1a (gene cavin1a). The record is from RefSeq and is a predicted model, not a curated record. Gene Ontology annotation, cellular component: caveola; cytoplasm. Gene Ontology annotation, molecular function: rRNA primary transcript binding. Gene Ontology annotation, biological process: termination of RNA polymerase I transcription; transcription initiation at RNA polymerase I promoter. The coding region runs from base 342 to 1610 and encodes 422 amino acids. Lineage: Eukaryota; Metazoa; Chordata; Actinopteri; Perciformes; Sebastidae. The transcript is spliced from 2 exons.